Messenger RNA from Mastomys coucha (southern multimammate mouse), 930 nucleotides. RefSeq names its product putative vomeronasal receptor-like protein 4. The record is from RefSeq and is a predicted model, not a curated record. Gene Ontology annotation, biological process: G protein-coupled receptor signaling pathway. Gene Ontology annotation, cellular component: membrane. The transcript has a single exon. Gene Ontology annotation, molecular function: pheromone receptor activity. Lineage: Eukaryota; Metazoa; Chordata; Mammalia; Rodentia; Muridae. The coding region runs from base 22 to 930 and encodes 302 amino acids.
AGAUGAAUAUACUCUGCAUUAAUGUCCUCAUUAGAGAACAUCCUUUAUUUCCAAUCUGCACUUGGAUUCUUAGCCAAUAUGGUUCUUCUUCUUUUCUUUAUUUUCAUUAUCCUAGAUCAUAGACCUAAACCCAUGGACCUGAUCUCCUUUCAGUUGACCUUCGUUCACAUAAUGAUGUUUCUCAUUGGAGGAAAUAGUUGGCUUGCAGACAUAUUUGAGUCACUAAACAUUAAGAAUGACAUCAAAUGUAAGGUAACUUUUUAUUCAAGCAGGGUGAUGAGAGGCCUCUCUAUCUGCAUCACCUGCCUCCUGAGUGUGGCCCAGGCUGUCACUAUCAGUCCCAGUACCUCUUUGCUGGCAAAAUUUAAACAGAAACAUAAAAAAUACAUAAUCAAUGCUUUAUUUUAUAUUUGGAUUUUGAAUUUGUCUGUCAGUAGUGACAUGAUGUUCUAUGUUGUUGGUUUUACCAAUGUGAGUGAGACCAAGCAGAUGCAGGUCACUAAAUCCUGCUCACUCCUCCCCAUGAGCUCCAUCAUCAGAGGAUUAAAUUUUACACUGUCCACCUCCAGAGAUGUGUUUCUUGUAGCAGUCAUGUUGACCACAAGCACAUACAUGGUGAAUAUCUUGCACAGACAUCAGAGGAAAUUAAAGCAUCUUCAUAGCAUCAGCCACCUGAGAGCAUCCCCUGAGAAAAGGGCCACCCAGACCAUCUUGCUGCUAGUACUUGUCUUUGUGGUCAUGUACUGGGUGGACAUCAUCAUCUCAUUAACCUCAUUCCUGUUAUGGAUGUAUGAUCCAGUCAUCCUGACUAUUCAGAAGUUUGUGAUAUAUGCCUAUCCCACGAUUACUCCUUUGGUAAAAAUCAGUUCUGAUAAGAGAAUAAUCAAUGUGCUAAAAUCUUUGCAGUCAAAGUGCCACCAGAUUUUCUAA